Messenger RNA from Lycium ferocissimum, 885 nucleotides. RefSeq lists its product as uncharacterized. The record is from RefSeq and is a predicted model, not a curated record. The coding region runs from base 82 to 609 and encodes 175 amino acids. NCBI's taxonomy places the organism in Eukaryota, Viridiplantae, Streptophyta, Magnoliopsida, Solanales, Solanaceae. The transcript is spliced from 2 exons.
UUCUUACACCAUGUACCUUGUUAAAAUCGUCCCUUUUUUCCUCCUCUCUUUGAAACCAUUUUCACCAAUAGCCUAAUAUCCAUGGCCAACCUAAACAUCCUCUUCAAGAUAUAUACACUUGUUCUAUCAAUCUUCCUCUUCUCUUUCACCAUUUCCUCAACUUCAAUCCAUGACCUUCUUAGAAGUAGGGGACUUCCAGCUGGACUAUUUCCAAAAAAUGCUGUAAAAUCAUAUGAUCUUGAUGAAAAUGGCCAUCUUCAAGUCUACUUGGAUAGUCCAUGUGUUGCAAAAUUUGAGACAAGAGUAUUUUUUGAUAGUGUUGUAAGAGCUAAUCUUAGCUAUGGUGGGCUAAUUGGAGUUGAAGGUCUUUCUCAAGAAGAACUUUUUCUUUGGUUGCCAGUGAAAGACAUCAUAGUUUAUGAUCCUUCUUCUGGUCUCAUCUUGUUUGACAUUGGUCUUGCUCAUAAACAAAUGUCCCUUUCUCUCUUUGAAGAGCCCCCUAUUUGUAGUCCUCGAGGAAAUGCAGGUGCGUUAAUGGAGAAGAAAGGAAGAAAGGAGUCUGGAUUUCAGAUUGAAAGAUAUAAAAAACUUCCAAUCAGUGGAAUCUGAUAAUGCUUUCCGUUUUGCUGGCUGUGUUCUUUCAUUUUGGCUUUGAUUGAUGAAGGCUUGAAGCUUCAAAAAAGAGAAGUGCAAUGAGAUUCUCAUUUAGGUGCUUGUAGGGUUGUAUAAAAGUGGAAACUAACAGUAUAAAGUUUUGGAAAGAGAAACUGAGAAAAUUUUGAAUUCUUCUUUUUUUAAUAAUCCUUGCCUGUUGAAAAUUGAUAUUCUAUGAGUCAUGAAUUACCAAAAGCAGAGAAAUAUAAUAUCGUGUGAGCAUAUAUAGUA